Messenger RNA from Sarcophilus harrisii (Tasmanian devil), 632 nucleotides. It is a transcript of the gene CRYGN, whose product is annotated as crystallin gamma N. The record is from RefSeq and is a predicted model, not a curated record. Gene Ontology annotation, biological process: visual perception; lens development in camera-type eye. The transcript has 4 exons. Gene Ontology annotation, molecular function: structural constituent of eye lens. The coding region runs from base 1 to 552 and encodes 183 amino acids. NCBI's taxonomy places the organism in Eukaryota, Metazoa, Chordata, Mammalia, Dasyuromorphia, Dasyuridae.
AUGUCGCAGUAUUCGGGGAAGAUAAUUUUCUAUGAGGGCAAGUACUUCACGGGUCGGAAGCUGGAGGUCUGCGGGGACUGUGACAACUUCCAGGACCGAGGCUUCAUGAACAGGGUCAACUCCAUCCGAGUUGAGAGCGGCGCCUGGAUCUGCUUUGACCACCCAGACUUCCGAGGGCAGCAGUUCGUCCUGGAACGCGGCGAGUACCCUGACUUCUACCGCUGGAACGGCCACAACGACCACAUGGGCUCCUGCCGGCCGGUGGGAAUGCAUGGGGAACACUACCGUCUGGAGAUCUUUGAGGGUUGCAACUUCACGGGCCAGUGCCUGGAGUUUACAGAAGACUGCCCCUUCCUUCAGAGCCAGGGCUGGGCCAAGAACUGCGUCAAUGCUGUCAAGGUGUACGGAGAUGGAGCGUGGGUGCUUUAUGAAGAACCAAACUACCGGGGCCACAUGUAUGUGGUGGAGAGGGGAGACUACCGAAGCUUCAGUGACUGGCAGGCUCACAGCGCGAACGUUCAGUCCCUGCGGAAAGUUGUCAACUUCUUCUAACCGGACACGAUGCUUCUGCCACCAUCUUGGAGGGAUGGACCCCCGAAGGACCAUCCGAGGGCUGUCCUGGUCUCCCCAGA